Messenger RNA from Aspergillus clavatus NRRL 1, 996 nucleotides. RefSeq names its product putative L-serine dehydratase. Lineage: Eukaryota; Fungi; Ascomycota; Eurotiomycetes; Eurotiales; Aspergillaceae. The transcript has 3 exons. Gene Ontology annotation, biological process: L-serine catabolic process; L-threonine catabolic process. Gene Ontology annotation, molecular function: threonine deaminase activity; L-serine ammonia-lyase activity. Bases 1 to 996 code for a protein of 331 amino acids. The record is from RefSeq and is a predicted model, not a curated record.
AUGCAGAAGCCGUGGAUCGAAACUCCUUUGAUCGAGUCUGCAGCCUUAUCAAAGAUAGCAGGAUGCAGAAUCUUUCUGAAACUAGAACUCCUGCAGCCGUCUGGCUCCUUUAAAUCAAGUUCCUCGGGUGGCAAUGCGGGACUGGCGGCUGUCAUCGCUGCCCGGGAUUUGGGCUGUCACUGCACUGUGGUCGUGCCACUCAGCACGAAGCCGCUCAUGAUCAGCAAGCUGCGGGCUGCGGGUGCCGCCGACGUGAUACAGCAUGGGGCGAGCUGGUUCGACGCGGACACGUAUCUACAGUCGAAGUUCAUCGAUAACCAGGAAACCGAAGCUUCUCGCCGAAAGAACAUCUACGUGUGUCCCUAUGACCAUCCACAAAUCUGGAAGGGUGUAGCGACGAUGUUAUCCGAGAUAACAGCCCAGCUACCUCCCAGAGAAGCUUCGUCGGCGUGCAAUUUCCCCGCCGAUGCAAUUGUUUGCAGUGUUGGAGGUGGCAGUCUGCUCAACGGCAUUGUCGAAGGUCUUGAUGAGUAUCUGCAAUCGCAGCCAAGUAAUGUGGAUGAACUCCGAAAGAAUGUCCGGGUUCUCGCCGUCGAGACACAGGGGGCGGAUUCGCUGGCCUAUGCGCUCCGGUGUGGAAGCCUGCAGUCCCUUACUGGCAUCACAUCGCUCGCCACUUCGCUUGGGGCUGUUUGUGUUGCUAAUCAGACGUUCGAGAAUGCACGUUCGCCGCCGGCCGGCAUCGACGUUAUCAGCGUUGUGGGCUCGGACGCUGAUGCUGCUCGAGGGGUGGUUCUCUUAGCUGAUGAUCUACGGUUUCAGGUAGAAUUGGCUUGCGGGAUCUCCGUUGAGGUUGGCGUCGGCCAAAGAUUGAAGGAGAUCAUGCCGGAUUUGACCCCGGAGAGCAGGGUGGUCAUCGUCGUCUGCGGUGGAAGCAACAUCACGGCCGAGAUGAUUGCAGAGUAUCGUCUUCGACUUCAGGAGGGUUGGAAAUGA